Molecule: messenger RNA, 831 nt
Organism: Blastocystis hominis
Lineage: Eukaryota; Bigyra; Opalinata; Blastocystidae
Exons: 6
Coding region: 49-831 (260 amino acids)
Source: RefSeq, a predicted model, not a curated record
UUUGAGCUUAUUGCUAAGCUUCCUGCGGGAUAUUGCCGAAACCAGACGAUGUCGGCGGAUUCCAUUUUGGUUACGCCCGUGGACGAGCAUGGAACUCUAAAGCUCCUUUGUAAAAAGGUUUCUGUGCAUGUUGACGAUGAUGAAAACGACUACGAAUUCAGUGUGUAUGAACUGCAUUGGGAGUCCUCCGAAGUCGGUUCGAAAACAAAACCAAUCACGUUGCCUCUUUCCUUUGACCAAGAGUUUGUAAUAUAUGAUGAAGUAAAGGACGCGGUGGUCUUCGUUCUUCGUAAGUGCAAGCCCCAGAGGGAUCACUCCCCUUCCUUCUUCUGGUGCCAGGAACCGGAAGAAAGCGUGUAUAAGCGAUUCCUCACCUCCUUCCAAAUUGCCUUCGAAAUUAUGAAUAAAGAAAAGGCCGAGCGCGAUGUGCUCUACCAGCAACUGCCGUUCGAUGCUCUGCGUUACAUCAAAGAAGAAAACGUCGAGUCGAUUUUUGGAAAUCCGGAAAUCUGCAAGCGUCUCUACCCGCUGGUUCCUCCCUGCCUUCGCUCUGUGGAGGGGUUGAAGCGAAUCGUCCACUCGCCGUCGUUCAAAAAGAACAUUACGAUGUUUCAGUAUGCGAUGAAUUCGCUGGAUGUGGGGAUCGUGCUGAGUGCGUAUGGCGUGGAGAAUGACGAACUGCCGAAGCUGGAUAUCAAUACGGAUGAUCGAAUGAAAGUGUAUAUGAAGGAGAUCGAGGAGAUGGCGAAAAAGGAGUUAGAGAUGGAGAAGGAAACGAAUAAUGGAGCCGAGCUGGGAACAGAGGAAAAGAAAGAUAUGGAUAUGGAGUGA